UAGCCGAGCAAGUAGCUAUCGCUAGCUAGCAAGCUGUGCUUGUUUUUCUUUUACUGUUAUGUAGAAUUAGUUUAAAUUACACAGUAAAACUCUGGAAACUGUAUGUUUUUUUUAAAAUAAUAGUUAAAAAUGUUAAUAAAUUCACAGAAAUUAUGAAGAAAAUCGGUAAACUGAUGUACUUCCGGUUUGUUAGCGUUGAACAAUUAAAGAGCCCUCAGUAGAGAUAUAAGGUUGAACAUUACAAGCCUUUUUAAAAAAUGGAUAAAUUUGUGGUCCGUAUUUCAAAAGAUGAUCAGGCAAGAAAAGGACAAAAACAAGAAGAGAAAGUGUACAAACAGGCAACGCUUGAGUCUUUGAAGAGGGUGGUGGUGAUCGAGGACAUCGAAAGGUUCAAGUCCAUCCUCGAGUUGCCCGGUCAGACCAAAGAAAACAUGUUAAAUGCUCUGACGGAGCUGGACAAGAAAGUGCCUUCUAAAGAAGUGCUCAAGUCCACUAGGAUCGGUCACACAGUGAACACGCUGCGUAAGAGUCACCCGGACGCUGAGGUGAAGUUCAUGGCUCGUCAGGUCUACACACACUGGAGGACCUUCAUCGAGGAGAACGCCAACAAGCCGUCUAUUGAGGUCCGCUGUGACAAACAGACCGAGGAGCUCAGGAGUAACGCCAGGAAACUCCUCGCUGACAGUAUGGGCUUAGAGGCUGACUCUGCACUGGUGGAUAACGUGGAGAGGGAGGUGUUUCAUCAGUGCUCGCGGCUGAUCAGCGGAGCGUACAGGAGGAGCGUGAGGGCGCUGGUGUUCGCUCUCAGACACAAACCGGACGUCCGAGAGCAGGUGAAGGAUGGGAGGGUCGGCGUGAACGUGUUCGUCAGAGACCACAAGAAGAAACAGUGACGCUGAUGAUGAAACAUCUUCAAAAGACUCUAUUUAGUAUUUUUAAAUGUUUUAAUUUUUUUGUAAACAGUAAAUAUCUUUAAUGUAGAAAUGUAUUAUUCGAAAUUGAAAUGAAUUCUCUGUAUGUACCUGUAGUAUGAUUUUAUAUUUAUAGUUUUAUCAGCUUCUCAGCUUUUAAUGUGUUUUUUUUUAAGCAAGCAAUCUCUGUGUAUUUAAAAAUUUUUUUUUAAAGAGCCGUUCAAGUCAAACCGAGACUUGAUGUGAUGGUAAAAUUUCUGGCGGGGACCAGGCGAUUGACGUUUACUAAAGACUUCUAGCACAGUACGGUGAUGAGACUCUUAGCCACUGUAAAACAUUUGAAUGAUGUGGAUGUUUUAAAGAACUUGGAGCAAUAAGAGUCUUUCUGUCUGUGUGACCUGUUUGCCAUUUCCAAAUGUUUGUAAACAACAUUAAAGAGGUUCCUGGGAAGCCGGCGUUUCAGACAUGAAUGAAGCAGGCAGUCUGAUCUUUGAUCCUCGAUCCCCUCAUGGUAUCGAAACGCUGUGAUAAGUGCAUGAGCAUAGCAGGAGAUUAUAUAGAGAAAUAAGUAAGUUUAUUCUUUCAAUAUGUUAUCAAAAGUCCCGGUUUGACUCGAACGGUCCUGUAACCUCACGUGACACAAACUGACCAUGAGGACCAAAUGGAAUGGAUUUUAUUUUAUUAUGACCUUUUUUUUUAAAUAAACA
Molecule: messenger RNA, 1618 nt
Organism: Clarias gariepinus (North African catfish)
Lineage: Eukaryota; Metazoa; Chordata; Actinopteri; Siluriformes; Clariidae
Gene: tceanc2
Product: transcription elongation factor A (SII) N-terminal and central domain containing 2
Exons: 4
Coding region: 258-893 (211 amino acids)
Biological process (GO): DNA-templated transcription
Cellular component (GO): nucleus
Source: RefSeq, a predicted model, not a curated record